Messenger RNA from Racocetra fulgida, 516 nucleotides. NCBI's taxonomy places the organism in Eukaryota, Fungi, Glomeromycota, Glomeromycetes, Diversisporales, Gigasporaceae. The record is from the annotation of a GenBank genome assembly.
ACAAAGAAAUUACACGACCAAAUACACAAUACUGAUGAUGCUUCCAUAGAAGUAUUCACAGAUGCUACUAACUAUCUUCGUGCCAGGCUACCGCUCGAACUUUCUACGCCAAAAGUAGCAAUCAUAUGUGGUUCAGGACUUGGACAAUUAGCUGAUAUUAUCCAAGAUAAAGUGGAAUUCGCUUAUGAAGAUAUACCAGGAUUUGUUUCUAGUACAGCAUUAAGUAGAGAUUUCAAAACUGGCAUGGUAGGCGUAAUAAGUGACCAUAUUUCCUUUCCUGGUUUAGCCGAAAACAAUCCCCUAUUUGGCCCGAAUAUCUCUGCUUUCGGAACGAGAUUUCCGCCAAUGUCCGAUGCAUACGACUAUGAUCUUCGUGUAAUUGCAUUCAAAGCUGCUAAAUCCCUGAACUUUCCUAAAGAAACUUUGAAAGAAGCAAUAUAUACAUUUUACAUUAUAGGGAAAGGUAAAUGCGCGGAUCCGGAGGAACAAAAUUUGGAUGAUAUGAAGGAGCCACAA